Messenger RNA from Perca fluviatilis (European perch), 1074 nucleotides. RefSeq names its product succinyl-CoA:glutarate-CoA transferase (gene sugct). Gene Ontology annotation, molecular function: catalytic activity. Bases 37 to 1074 code for a protein of 345 amino acids. The transcript is spliced from 11 exons. The record is from RefSeq and is a predicted model, not a curated record. Lineage: Eukaryota; Metazoa; Chordata; Actinopteri; Perciformes; Percidae.
AAGUGUUGUAGUAUCUUGACCCUAACAGGUGGGAAGAUGUCUUCUUCUUUCAGAGCGGUGAAACGCCGUUUUUCGGCUCUUUGUCCGGUUGGUUUCACGUCACAGCUGGGGAGGAAUCACCCGGUGGGAGGACGGAGGUUGUCACGCGCACAGACAGACUUUAUUAAACUCUGGGCUCUCACGUUAACGGACUACUUCAACUUUUAUUACUUUAUCAAGUUAAUGACCUGCAGACUGACAGGAGAACAGCUCCGGCCACUGGAGGGCCUCACAGUCCUGGACCUGACACGAGUUCUGGCUGGGCCCUUCGCCACCAUGAUCCUGGGAGACCUGGGGGCCCAGGUCAUCAAGGUGGAGAGACCUGGUGCAGGUGAUGACACCAGAGCCUGGGGUCCUCCGUUUGUCGGAGCAGAGAGCGCAUAUUUCCUCAGCGUCAACCGCAACAAAAAAAGUAUCUGUGUGGACCUGAAGCAUCCCAGAGGAGCCAGCAUCAUCCAGGAGCUUGCAGGAGUGUGUGACGUGCUGGUAGAAAACUACCUCCCAGGGAAACUCCAUCAGAUGGGUUUAGGAUACGAUCAGCUGAGCAGAGUGAACCCCCGACUCAUCUACUGCUCCAUAUCAGGUUAUGGACAGACCGGUCCUCAGUCCCAGAGUCCAGGCUAUGACUCCAUCGCCUCGGCUGUGUCGGGCAUGAUGCACAUCACCGGGCCAGAGGACGGGGAGCCGGUGCGUCCGGGCGUUGCCAUGACGGACCUGGCGACGGGGCUGUAUGCACACGGAGCCAUCAUGGCCGCCCUGCUGCAGCUGCACCGGACGGGGAGGGGAGUUCAUAUCGACUGCAACCUGCUGUCUUCACAGGUGUCCUGUCUCACUCAUAUUGCUGCUAACUAUCUGAACUCAGGGAAGGAGGCGAAGCGUUGGGGGACGGCCCACGAGAGCAUCGUACCUUAUCAGCCUCUCUGGGUCUCGGUUCGCGGUCUCGGCGAGUCCUCCUCAUGUGGGUCCUCUUGGACACGCUGGAUGUCUCCGGUUGUUUUUGGGAGCUUUGAGCCGAUGUCUCCGAGGAGGAGAUGA